AUUCCUGCUCUGCUGGAUCCGGAUGAGCUGUUGUGUGAGGAAGAGCCGGAUCUUCUGUCCAUCGUCACUUAUGUCUCACAGCUCUACUGUGUCUUCAAUGGAAAAUCUCAUGGUAUGGAUCAUGAUGUUCAUCAUGAUUCACUGGAGCUGAAAUUUGUGACUUUAAUAUAUUGAUAAUCUCUGGAUCUGAUCAGACAGUCUGAAGAAUUCUUUGGAGGCUGAACCCAGCAGUACCAGAACACAAGAACAGACACACACUCCGGUAUAUGCCCGUCUGUCUCCCAGAAAAAGGGCGGAGCCUCAGGAACCUCCUAGCCCCACCCCCAGAUCACAGGACCAUCUCCCUGACAACGAAAGUCUGAAGAACUGUGUGGAGGCUGAACCCAGCAGUACCAGAACACAAGAACAGACACACACUCAGUUCACAUCAGAUAUGAGCAGAUCUUCAGAUAAAAGAGUCUGUAGUGUCUGUCACAAACGUGUUCAUCUCAUUGAGAGGGUUUUGGUGAAGGGACGCCUGUAUCACCGUGCCUGCUUCAGAUGCAGUCGCUGCCAUCGCGCUCUGCUGCCGAUCUCUUUUACAGUUGACAGUGAGACGGGUUUACUGCAGUGCAGUUAUCACUGCAAAGCUGCUUCUGAACACAACCGGCCUGCAGAUACUGCUGAGACAGAUGGAGACAGAAGUGAGACAGAUGGAUACAGAAGUGAGACAGACGGAGACAGAAGUGAAAUGGAAAGAGACGGGGUGAAUGAUGAACAUCUCUCCACCUCAUCAGACAUAGACAUCCAAGAACCUCCCAAACCCGCUCCCAGAAAGAGGGUGGAGCCUCAGGAACCUCCUAGCCCCACCCCCAUAUCACAGGACCAUCGCCUUGACAAUGGUUAGAAUCUUACUACUUACUACUAUAUAGCAUUUACUAUUGUUACAGUGUAAACAUCAGAAACAAACAGUUCCAGUUCUACAUACAUCCAGAGCAAUUUACACAUUUCCAGGAGGUAAAAGACGUUAUAAAUAAGACUAUUUAAAAUAACAUUUUCUUGCCAUCUAAUGGACAGGUACAUUUGUGACCACUGAGGUGGCUCCAUGGCCUCCCCCUAAUGCUCUUUCUCUUGGCUUGUGUGUUUUUCGUUGUCUUGUCUUGGAGUUUUGUUGUGUGUGUGGUAUUUAU
This is a messenger RNA of Megalobrama amblycephala (Wuchang bream), 1169 nucleotides long. Its product is annotated as MICAL-like protein 1. NCBI's taxonomy places the organism in Eukaryota, Metazoa, Chordata, Actinopteri, Cypriniformes, Xenocyprididae. The transcript is spliced from 4 exons. The record is from RefSeq and is a predicted model, not a curated record. Bases 434 to 886 code for a protein of 150 amino acids.